Molecule: messenger RNA, 2587 nt
Organism: Nomascus leucogenys (northern white-cheeked gibbon)
Lineage: Eukaryota; Metazoa; Chordata; Mammalia; Primates; Hylobatidae
Gene: CABP5
Product: calcium binding protein 5
Molecular function (GO): calcium ion binding
Source: RefSeq, a predicted model, not a curated record
AAAAAAAGAGAGAGAGAGAGGAUGAAAAAAAAAGGGUGAUAAGGGAUCACAAGGAGGGGAUCAGAUAAAAGAGAAGCUGAGAGAAAGGCUCCAGGGAUAAAGGGAGAUGGGAAGGUUAAAAAGGCCAGAGGUCAGUAAAAUUUCCUUGUUAACAUGCCAUGUAUAUCUAAGCUCAACCCUUUAGGUAUGUGCGGGAGUAGGUGGGGCAGCAAUAACUGGACAUUCUCAGAGUGUUUAGGAAUUGGUCAUGCUGGCCCUGACCCUCCUGCCUGAAAGCCAUUGAAUGCUGUUUCCAUGCACAGAGAUCCUUUGGCAGGAAGAUUGGAGGCAGGUGAGAAAGGAAUGAAUGGGGGCUAGUGUGAAGAAUUCUGACUUGGGAGUCAGGAGCCCUGAAUUCAAAUCCCAAUGCUGUGUCUGACUUGCCCCAUGACCUCCAGGGAGCAGUUGAAUGCCUUCCUCCCUUGGGAGGGAAUCUGCUGCUUGUGAGCUGUGUGACCUUGUACAGGUUCCUUAACCUCUCUGUUCCUCAGCUUUCUCGUGGGUAAGAUGGAAACGAGAUGUAGAUCUGCAUCACAGAGCAGUUCUGAGGUUUAAAUGAAAUGAUUGUGGAAACUGCCUGGCACAGAGUCAGCACUCUGAACGAGUUAGCUGUGGUUGUGAAGUCUCACUUUUUUCAUCUGGAGAUGGAGGAGAUUGGACUCCCCAGUGUUUAAGACUCCCUUUGACAAAAUGCGAUGGGUGUUUGUCUGAGAAAGGGAGGAAAAGGGAGAUUGGAAUUCAAGGGUGGGAGAGAGAAAUUGAGAGCGGGGUGGGGAGCUAAGAACUAUGGAACAGGAGUCAGGAGAUGGGAAAAGGAAUGGGAGGGAUGGAGGAGGAGAGAGAGAACAGAAAGAGAACCACGAGAGAGUGGGGAGGAGCUUGGGAGAGCAAGGAGACCCUUUGGAGAAUGGGUGACCCUCUCUCCAAAUUCCCUCUCAUCUGCAUUCCUUUCCAGGAAAGACCACUGGGACAAGAUGAGAUUGAAGAGCUGCGGGAAGCAUUUCUUGAGUUCGAUAAGGACCGAGAUGGGUUCAUCUCUUGUAAGGAUCUGGGGAAUCUCAUGAGGACAAUGGGUUACAUGCCCACGGAGAUGGAACUGAUUGAGCUGGGCCAGCAAAUCCGCAUGAACUUGGGUGGCCGUGUAGACUUUGAUGACUUUGUGGAGCUGAUGACCCCCAAAUUGCUUGCAGAAACGGCUGGGAUGAUCGGUGUCCAGGAGAUGCGGGAUGCCUUCAAGGAGUUUGACACGAAUGGAGAUGGGGAGAUCACCCUGGCGGAGCUACAGCAGGCUAUGCAGAGACUCCUGGGGGAGCGGCUCAGCCCCCGGGAGAUCUCUGAGGUUGUCCGGGAGGCUGAUGUUAAUGGAGACGGCACCGUUGACUUUGAAGAGUUUGUGAAGAUGAUGUCUCGCUGAGGAGGUCCUGGAAGCCCCAGACCCUCUCCACCUAGUCAACAUGGAGCAAGCGCUUGUGGAGAACCAAAGCCCCAAAGCCCCAGAUCCCCUUAAAGCAGAGAGGGAGGGCAGGCGGGAGGGAGGGGAUUGGCAUGCAGCGCUACGCAUGGGGUGAGACCCAGAGCGGUAGCUUUGCCAGGAUGGGGGCGUCCGCAGAACUAGAUUAAGAAGAAAGAGUCUAUUGAUGGAAAUAGGAAGGGUGGGAGGGUCCAGUUGCCACCCCCAAAACUUCCAAUGAUUCUUGACGUCUUUUCGCUUCAUGUAGUCCUAAGUCCCUGUGACCUGCCUGAGUCUCUUCCCCAGCUUCCCCUUGGGUGAAAAUAGUCUCUUCUUCUGUUGGGUAUCAAAAGGUUCAGCAAGUAGUCUCUACUCUUCCCCUGCCUGCAUUAACUGUUGCAAAUCCCCUGUUUCUCUCUCCCGGUAAGAGAGAGGCAAAUUAUACUUUAUUCAGGUGAUGGUUACACGAACAGCCCAGACUUCACCACUACGCAAUAUAUCCAUGUAACAAAACCGCACUUGUACUCCCUAAAUCUAUAGAAAUACAAAAUGAAAUAAAAAGGAUGCAAAUCAAUCACAGAGCUGGAAACAGAGUUGUUGUUGAGGCUGGGCUUGGGAAUGGCUUGUGCAAGUGGCAUUCAAAGUCAACUCCUUCCUUUUCCUGAUUUCCUGGAAGCACUGUCUGGUUUCUCUCUCCCUCUCUCCUCCCACAUCCCUUUCUUUGUGUAAGAUACUCAGGGGACUGAAUUAAACCACAAAUCUGGAUUAUCAAGGUUUAGAGCAAGCUGAUCCCCGGGGAAUUAAUCCCCCGAAAAAAUGUCAUCAUGCAAAGAGAGAGAUGACAGGAUCCCCCAAAUCCCCAGUUCAGCCAGGUUGUUGCAAAGUCUUUCCUAGAAGCCUCCUACCUCCGCGCUGGUCUGUCCUGGGCCACCCAGAGGCUGUGUCUCUGUUAGAUGGGAAGUCUGUUCCGUCCCUCACGUCCUGAUAUCAAUCUGCGCCAUGAAACAGAAAAGAGAGAUUCCUCCUGACCUCUGCCCAAAGCAAGACACUCCAGCAAUGCAAAGGUUAAAAUAAAGUCAAAAUAAAGAAUUAACUUCA